AUGGUCAGACUCCUGCAGAAGAGCAGCAAAUCAGCUGCAGAGAGGUACCUGGAGAACUACGGUUUGGGCACCGUGGGCUGCGCUGCCGCACAUCUGCGGGCACUCUGGACAGCUGCCAGUGCUUGGCAUGCGCGGAAGCCCCUGGUGCUGAUCCUGGAAGAUGACGUUUGGCUGGAAGAAGACUUUAAGCUGAAAGUGCGAAAGCUACUGAAAGCCGAAGCACCCUGUGACUGGCAGGUGAUCUCCCUGCGCUCGCAAUGUCCCUAUGGGACGUGCGUGAGUCCGCACCUGACGCGUGUUCAGCCCGAUGGCAACGAACCGGAAGAGAUGUGCAGACAUGGGGUGAACUACGGCUUCUACGCGAUGCUCUACCAAGCCGAUGCCUUGAUCUUUGUGGCUAAUGCUCUGCAUCAGGAGAUCUGGAACAGCUCCACACCUGGAUGUUUAGCCAACGACGUGGCUCUGGCACAGAUCAGCGAUCGAGUGGCCUACUACGCAGUCCCUUCCAGUCAAGAACCCGGCUUCGUGCAGCAUGGGCACUUCCCCUCCGUGCGCAGUGUGCUGAACCAACAGACCUCUGCAGCGUGGCUGGAUCAGGUGCUACAGAAGAAACGCUCGAGCCAGGUGCUCUAA
Messenger RNA from Durusdinium trenchii, 633 nucleotides. NCBI's taxonomy places the organism in Eukaryota, Dinophyceae, Suessiales, Symbiodiniaceae. The record is from the annotation of a GenBank genome assembly.